AGUUGGCCAUAUUGGAACUUGAAGUCUUGCUAACAACUCUGGGUAGAUCGGGUUAGGCUUUUCAUAUUUUCUUCUAGAAAAAACAUAUAAAUAUAUAUCUAUAUAUAUAUUGUAUCACAGGGAUAAAAGCCUGACGUCCCAGCCAAGACGCCGCUUGUUGUGGACGGGAAAAAACCUGUCUCUGUUUUAUUGUGUGGCUGAAAAAAUACUAUGAGUCCCACCGACGCGAAGCGAGGAGCGAAGCGCAGGAAGAACAAGCGGGGCAGCGGGAGCAGCGCGGCAGGAAAGUCCGAGGCUUCAGCCGCGGCCCGGGCUGCUCAGUCCGCCGCAACAGCCGCCUCCGCCAGGAGCUUUCUGAGCACAGGGAACGCUGGAAAUGGAGACUCGGGUCUUAACGGAGAGGUCCCGGGGAAUGGUACGCCCCAGUUUUCCGAAGGCCCUGUGAACUCGGACUUUUCUGGAGUCCUCCAGACCCCAUUCACAUUCGGCCUGAACCAGAGGGCUCCCUACACCACGGGUGAUCGCUGCUUGCUCUGUCGCAGCGAGCGCAAAGACGCCGUUACACAUGACUCGGGUCAGAACGGUAUGGGCCAGUCGCCCAAAUCCUCCACCACCCUCCAGCUUCCCCUCUACGUCUGCCCCGACUGCAAGCGCACCGUGGAGAAGGACGAGCGGCAGCCCCCCUCCGACCAGACCUCCAUGAGUCAGGACUUUUUAUUACGCAUGCCCGUUGGUAAUGGGGGAUUAAGCCAGGACUCUACAGGACCCAACACUAGGCUAAUCGUUGGCGCUCCCACUUUACCCACACCGGACCUCAGCACUCCACUCUCCACCGACACUGUGUGUGGCUGUGAGGCGUGCAGCGAGAGGAGAGAGAUCACGGCGGAGUCGGAUCGAGAGUCGCAGCAGCUGCAGAACCACUGGUCCGAGGUGCGCUACCUGGUGCGCUGCAUCUACCGCCAGACUGGCACGCCGCUGGCCGACGACCAAGACCAGCCUCUAAACCGGGACAAGGAGAGCAUGAAGGAACUGGUGGACAGGCUGUGUGAGAAAGACCCGUACCAGCUGUACCAGCGGCUAGAACAGCAGGCCAGGGAAUACGUGCUGGAGAUGAAGGUCCGGCUACUGAAGCACCUGUCAGCAGGACCCGAGGGCCCAGGGGCAACUCACGGCCCUCCACAAGCUCACCAGUUUAUCUCCUUGCUCCUGGAGGAGUACAACGCCCUCUGUCAGGCCGCCAGGACCAUCAGCAGCUUCCUACUUACACUGGAGAACGAGCACCUUAAGAAGUUCCAGGUGACGUGGGAGCUCCACAACAAGCACCUGUUUGAGAGCCUGGUGUUCUCCGAGCCCAUUCUGCACAGCAGCCUGCCAGCUCUCGUUGCCCAGCUCAAGCAGGGCACGGCGUCCCACGACUCGUACAGCGAGGACAUGUACAAGGCACUGCUAGACAGUCUACACGCCCUCGAGCAGGAGAUGAAGGCCGUAGCAGUGGAAUGGAUGGAGUGCAGAAAGAGGAUAGAUGACUACGUGGACGAGCAGUUGCUUUUCAAAGUGGAAGGGCAAAACCUCACAAAUCAGCGCACUGAGCCACACAAGUCUCUAAUCAGUAAAAACAUGUCUUUAAGAACUAAGCAGCGGAUGCUUAAAGAAGACGGAGAGAUCUUCAAACAGAGAAGGUUCUUUGAGGAGCAGUUCCUACAGAACAGUAAGAAGUCUUUAGCAGGAGACAACACCUUCACAGACACGGUCAAGCAGAUGCUGUCGUCUCGGCUCAGCAUUCCAGACUGUCCCAACUGCAACUAUCGCAGAAGGUGCACAUGUGACGAUUGCAGCCUGUCUCACAUCCUCACGUGCGGUAUCAUGGAUGCCCCUGUAGGGGAGGAGCUUCACCUAAAGCUUCCACUGCAGGCGGAGUCUCCUCGAGAUUACCUGUCCGAGGUUCAUCCUCCAAGCAUGUCUUCAGGAAGCUCUGGCUCCGCCUCUGGGUCUGGUUCCGCCUCCAGUUCACCAAUCACUGUCCAACAGCACCCGCGUCUCCUCCUGCCCCAGGAUGGAGCUCCCACAUUUGUCAGCGACGAUGACGACGACGACGAAGUGCCUGCGCUACCAUCCAUCUACCCCCUGAGCAGGUACGAGGAUGCCAGCGUAGUGGCGACCAUGAAUGGCCUGCACGCUCAGCUCAACGGAGGAGAGAACACGGUGCUCAAACAUGAGUCACCGCGAAGGAGCAGCAGCAGUUCCUCUGAGGGAGAUGAGGAGGAAGUGGAGGGUGAGAGCAGCACUCAGUGUUCAGGCCAGCAGGGGGAGCUCUUGUGUGUGAAGAGAGACAGUCCUCCUCCUUCCUACACACAUGCACAGGUGGAGCAGGUACAGCACCCAUGUGAGUGUCACGUGUGUAACCAGGGCAGCAUGGACGUUGGUACAGCAGGACUGGACACCUCCGCUCUGCCUCCUCGGCACCUUCACACGGCACCCCAUCAGUUUUUCACAGACAAGGCUCCAGCUCACCCUGCGCUCCACCUCUACCCACACAUCCACGGCCACCUGCCCAUGCACAACCUGCCCCAUCUGCCCCGGCCGCUGCUGCCCACACUGUACUCCAGCCCUCCCCUCACACACAGCAAGACUCUUCCACCAGCACCGGUAUCCAAUCACACAGGAGUGAAGCAUCAGCAGAUGUUUAGCCCGGCUCUGCCCGAACACGUGUACCAAAGCUGCUUCAGCGGUGGAGCUGCAGACUGGAGCGCCUCUCUCUCUUGUCCCUCACUCAAAUUCGAGAACCUGUGGGACACGCACAUGAUGAAGAACUGGAACCCGAGUGUACUGCUUCAGGAGCCGCUACCCGGAUUAGACUCCGCCUCCCACACGUCUGGCUCUUCGUCCCUCCCGGCUCCCGAAGGAAAGGAGAAGAAGAGCUUCCCACAGAAGAAGAAGUGUAUGUUCAACUACCAAGAUGCCUUCAUGGAGGCGGGGGAGGUGGUGAUGGCUACGUCGUCGGCCAUCUCCUCGGUCUCCAGCACCGCCACCACUGUCCAGUCCAGUAACAAUCACAUCCACACUUCAGCUAAAAGAGCCGCUGCACUCGGUGAAGUAUUCCACAAUAUAGUUAAAGAGGACCACAUACAGUCCGGCCCUAUCGCUCCUCGAAACAGCCCCACAGGGUUAGUGUCUCUGCCCCCCUUCAGCAGUGCCACCCACCCUCCUGUCCCCAGCACACAUCUCCCGAGCAUGGCCUCUCAGCCCUUAAUGAAGUCUGCAGCUCCAGUGCCGGGUUUCCUAGAUGCCCACCAGACGCUGUGUGUGCCCGGUUUGGAGCAGCCGCCUAUGCCGUCUGAGGGGCCCAUUAGCGGGCCCAGCAGUGUGUGCAGUGAUCCGGACUGCGAGGGUCACCGGUGCGAGGGAGGCGGAGCCUACGAGCACCAGGCCUAUGAUGAGAGUCCGGACGAGGACAGCAGCUCAGAACACAGCUCGUCCACCUCCACCUCCACCAAUCAGAAAGAAGGAAAAUAUUGUGACUGCUGCUACUGUGAAUUUUUUGGCCAUGGAGGGCCCCCUGCAGCUCCCACUAGUAGAAACUAUGCAGAGAUGCGAGAGAAGCUCCGCCUGCGCCUCACCAAGCGCAAAGAGGAACAGCCCAAGAAGGAAGAGCUGGAACGAGAGGGGAUGGAGGACCACCGCAAAGUAGAGGAUCUACUGCAGUUCAUCAACAGCGGCGGCAACAAACCUGCCUCCAGCGCCAAAGCAGCCAAACGUGCGCGUCACAAGCAGAAAAAGCUAGAGGAAAAAGCACGCCUAGAGGCGGAGGCACGAGAGCGGGAUGUGCAGCAGCAGCUUCCGGAGGCACAGCAGAGGCGCCAGGAGGAAGAGGAAGAAGCGCUCAGGCAGGAGCUGCUCCGUCUGAAGGAGAUGCAGCACCUCCACAACUCCACCUCUAACACAUCCACCUCCAAGAAGAAAAAGAGGGAAAACAAAGCCAAAGAAGCUCCGACAGCAACAGUCAAGCCUGAAACACUGUUUCCGUUACCCGCUCCCACUAACAACCCCCAACCUCUCCGCCAGAGUGCACAGAACGUUCUGGAGAACAUGCAGAACGGCAAAACGCAUCUGCUGCACGGCCUCAUCCGCCUCAAAGAGCCCGUUAAAGAGCUUGCACCUUUACCCCAAGCCAAAAUCGGCCCAUCAAGCCCGAGACGUAGCAAAGAAAAGCCUGCUGAAAUCCCACCCUCUCUUCCCAACGGCACCCUGCCGCACUUAGAACCCCCCAUCGCCAGGCCCAAAUCCAAACACCAAUCCAACGGCACCUCCAGAACCAACGUCGAGGCAGGAAAACGGCCGCUCGACACGCCUCGAGUAACAGAACUCGCGUCCAAAUCGGCCCCAUCGCACACAGAGGGUAAAAUGAAAGCCAGGACGGCUGAGGAGCAGCUCGCUGACACCAAGAGGGACGAGAGGACGAACGGAAAGAAGCAGCUAAACGGUGCGAAGGAGGAGAGGAACUCACCCGUAAUGGAGCCUCCAGCCGUCGAGCAGAACGGGAAAGCCGUGCCAGCGGAGUCUCCACAACCCAAAAGCAAGGCCAAGAAGAACAAGAAGAAGAAGGCAGACAAGAUGAAUAACUCCAUAGACGACGUGUUCCUGCCCAAGGACAUCGACCUGGACAGCGUCGAUAUGGACGAGACGGAGCGCGAGGUGGAAUGCUUUAAAAGGUUCUGCUUGGACUCUGCUCGACAGACGAGACAGAGGCUGUCCAUCAACUGGUCCAACUUUAGCUUGAAAAAGGCCACAUUUGUGGCUCACUAACGAGAGGACGAGAUGAGAUCCUCCUUCUGAGAGGAUCAGGAUUCGAUCAGUGAUCCUUCUCUCUCUCUCUCUAUCUCUCUCCCUCCCCUCUCACCAGGCUGACUGCUGAUCCCAGUGCUGCUACGCUCCAAACAACCGCUCCUCCGACCUACAUUACCCACAAUGCCUUGCCUUGUCCUUGUCGCUGUACAUUUCCUCAAGAGAAUCAAGACACUCGGCAGUACUUUAGAGAGGAGGAGAGGGGAAAAAAAGGACAGACAGAAAAAAAGACAACCACCACUAAAUGCCACUCUACCGUUCUUAUUUUUUUCUGUUUCCAAUAUCUCCGAGUUGGCUGUUGCUCCUCCUAUCGAAUAUCCUCCACGUGUGUUUGGACGGAGGCCGCGUGAAAACAGGGGGGGGGGAAUAAGUGAAGAAACAGAGCCUUUUAUUCCUAUUGUUUGUGGAUACGAACAGAUUUUGCACUUCAUUACACAUAGCUGAGAAGGGAACGAGACUAGGACACUUAAGCUCCCUUCCCUAGGCUACUUGGUCCACACCAGGAAGAUGGCUAAUACUUGACCGAUUGUUCUUGUUGGUUUAUUCAGUUCCAUUAAACAACUGUUCCGUAAAGUGUUAGGUUUUUUUUUUUUCUUUUUCAAGUUCUCUCUCUCUCUUUUUCUCUCUUCCCCCCCUUUCUCUCUUUUUUUUCAUUCAUCCUGUAGCCAGCUUGUAUCAGACUACUUUCAGAAUCGAAUUGAAAGAAAAGAACAAUACUCACACUAUCGAUCUGUUAUAGAGUGUAUAUUGUAUUAACACUGAAGCCUGACUGGCUACUUUUUAACAUAUUGUUAAGUAAUAUUAAAAAUCUUGUCUUUCUUUUUUGAAAGAUGGAAUACAGUGGAAUGGCA
Tachysurus vachellii is the source of this 5693-nucleotide messenger RNA. It is a transcript of the gene fam193a, whose product is annotated as family with sequence similarity 193 member A. The transcript is spliced from 23 exons. Lineage: Eukaryota; Metazoa; Chordata; Actinopteri; Siluriformes; Bagridae. The coding region runs from base 211 to 4803 and encodes 1530 amino acids. The record is from RefSeq and is a predicted model, not a curated record.